Glossina fuscipes is the source of this 2274-nucleotide messenger RNA. It is a transcript of the gene Rabex-5, whose product is annotated as rab5 GDP/GTP exchange factor. Gene Ontology annotation, biological process: vesicle-mediated transport. Gene Ontology annotation, cellular component: endocytic vesicle; cytosol. NCBI's taxonomy places the organism in Eukaryota, Metazoa, Arthropoda, Insecta, Diptera, Glossinidae. The transcript is spliced from 6 exons. Bases 16 to 2259 code for a protein of 747 amino acids. Gene Ontology annotation, molecular function: small GTPase binding; guanyl-nucleotide exchange factor activity; DNA binding. The record is from RefSeq and is a predicted model, not a curated record.
GUAUAAUCGAAAAAAAUGUCUACAGCAAGGAUACCACAAUUGCGUAUGCAUGAGCUAAAAUGCAAACAGGGCUGCGGCUUUUAUGCUUAUUGGCAAUUUGAUGGUUUAUGCUCCAAAUGCUUCCGCGAACGUAAUGAAAAAAAGAAAAAGUUAGCACUAGUCACAUCCAAUUCUCAAGAACCGGGGCAUACCUCACCAGCUACAUCUAGCCAAUCUAAUCAAAAUAAACCACUUGCGGUUAAUAAGAAAACAAGCAACGUUAACGAAGGCGGUACUCUAAUUAAGAAGAAGUCUUUAAUGCCAGCGGUACUACAGAAAACCUCACAAACUCUUAAACGACAAACACGUCUCAAAAGUGAACACACUCAGGGUAAAGUUAUUCAACAACGCAACUUUGUCCUUGACCCUACUGAAAGUCAAUUCAUUUCGUUGUUACGCCAAUUACGUAUACCGGACGAUGGCAAACGUAAAUUGAAAACUGAAAUUCAACGUCUGGAUAAUGCUAUACGUACAUACAUGCAUAGUACAGCUGCAAAAAAUAUUGAUGAACUUUCGGAGCUAGUGCAGAAUGCUUACACAAAGUUGGCUGAUAUCGUUCAUACCGACCAAAAAUUUCAAAUUGCUAGCAAUGAAGAUCGUGAGAGUGCUAUUGAUUUCUUUGAAAAAGUUGUUAUGACACAAAAUCAUGAACUCCUUUUCAGUCCAUAUUUUACCGCCGAUGAAGAGAAUGAUGCUAAAAUACAAGAACGCAUUCGUCAAUUAAGCUGGAUUACGGCUAAACAUUUAGCCUGUAGUAUAGAUGAAGUGAAUGCCGAAUCAAGAGAAUUAGUUUAUAAUGCCAUAACUGAGCUGGUAGCUAUUGAUUCUUUCUAUUCACCGCAAGAAAAACUUGAAUGUACAGUUAAGUGUUGCCGUCAUAUAUUUGAAUUGCUUAAGCAUUCAGUGGGAGGCCCAGCAAGUGCAGAUGAAUUUCUACCCGCCUUAAUAUUUGUGGUACUCAAAGCAAACCCUGUACGUUUACAUAGUAAUAUCAAUUUCGUUACACGAUUUACAAAUGCUUCGCGUUUAAUGAGUGGCGAGGGUGGAUAUUAUUUUACAAAUUUGUGUUGCGCCAUGUCUUUCAUUGAAAAUCUAACCGCAGAAAGUUUGGGUAUCGAUGCCAAAGAAUUUGAUUUACUUAUGUCCGGAUCGAAACCAAUCAGUACGCCUUGGGAAAGUGCUUUAUUGGCUUGCGAAAGCUUGCAUUUGAUCUCCGAGAAUAUGAAACGCAUGGAUAUGCUGAAGACUCGCAAUCAGAAUAUAACAAAAGGUAUCGAUCAAUUUUGCUUGGACUUAGAAGAAUUUCAACGUGAAAUAACUUCAAAAGUUGAUGCGGUAAUUGCCAAGGCUCCCUUAACGAUUCUGCCGAUAAAGACUCCAAAGUUCUUGAUAGCUGAAGCCAGGACGGUGCUUUCUAAUGACGCUUCGAAAAUUGCUACGACAGCUCUUACGGAAGGCGGUGGCUGUGGACAUUAUCAAAGCAACUUGUUAAAUGCUGUAGAUACCAGCUUUAAUGAUUCGCCUUUAUCUGGUAAAGCAUCUGAUGGCAGCAAAGUUUUACCUCUACCUCUAAAACCUCAAAAAGUGACAACUCCAAAAAAAUUGAAUUCAACUGACGAUAGUAUGUUAAAUACUUCUACUGCUUCACGGACUUUGUCAUUAAAUGAAACCACAACAGCCAUAGGCCGUCUGUCACCCUUACCGCCUUCCACCGUACACAAUAAUCUUGACGUACUAUUUGCUUCGCCUAUCUUUAAUUAUGCACCUUUUGAUGCUGUUUCUUUGCUCGAUGAAACUUCAGACUCGACUGAUGAUUUAUUGCUACCGACUGAUUACCGUGGCGGCCUCACCAAUAUUAAUUACGAUUUCGAUUUAUCAGAUCAUAGCAAUAAUAGCGUUGAUGAGGAACUUAAGUUGAAUUUAGCCGAAUUUGACCCUUUAUUAAAGUCAGAUACGCCAUUAACCAACUUACCCAAAAGGAAUUGCCAACAUGACAGUGGGUUUUCUAAUAUCGAGGCGAAAAGUCUUUUGGACAGUGAUUCACCAGCAAAUGAGAGUUCAUUGCCUUCGCCUUUAAAGCCUACCGUUACAGAUUACCGGGGCUUUUCAAAUUGUGAAAUACCUUCCAUUUCAUGUAAUACCGGUGACUUUAGCUCGCUGACUCAUGUAAUUAACAAUGAAACAAACGGUAUGGACAGUAACGAUAAUUUGAAAGAAUAAGUGGUUUUAAUAAAC